Rotaria socialis is the source of this 1008-nucleotide messenger RNA. Lineage: Eukaryota; Metazoa; Rotifera; Eurotatoria; Philodinida; Philodinidae. The record is from the annotation of a GenBank genome assembly.
AUGACAUGCAAGAUAACUUCGGAGUCUGCUUGUCCACAGAACGUUGCAUUUGUUCAUCGUGUUGGCUCAGCAAUUUUCUAUGCUAGUUGUUCAGGUCUCAUCACUGUUGUGAAUAAACUUGUUCUUACUUCAUACGGGUUUCCUUCAUUUCAACUGCUUGCCAUAGGACAGCUACUUAUUUCGGUUGUUGUACUCUAUGUGGCUCGAUUAUCGAAUUUAAUUGCCUUUCCUCCAUUCUCCAGAUAUAUUUUUAUGACAAUAAUGCCGUUGCCAGUAUUUUUCUUCUGUAAUUUACUGUUUGGUUUAGGUGGCACGCAAGCAGUUAGUUUGCCUAUGUUUACUGCGUUACGUCGUUUUUCAAUUUGGAUGACAAUGCUUGGUGAACAGUAUAUACUUAAACAAAAGCAAUCGUUGACAGCACAGAUAAGUGUUUAUUUAAUGGUCAUAGGUGCAUUGAUUGCAUCAGGUGAUGAUUUAACGUUCAAUUGGUUUGGUUAUAUUUUUCUUACGAUAAAUAAUUUUAGUACAACUGCUCAAGGUGUUGUUAUUAAACAAAAAUUAGUUAAUAAAGAUUUCGAUCAAAAUGGUCUUUUAUUUUAUAAUUCAUUAAUUGUUAUUGGGCCUUCAAUGCUCUUGGCUUUAUUAACUGAAGAUCUUAAUAAAGUUUGGAAUUAUAAUGGUUACUGUGAUAUUGGUUUUAUAUGUGCUUUUCUUCUUUCAUCGUUAAUGGGAUUUUUACUGAAUUAUUCUACAAUGCUAUGUACAAAAUAUAAUUCACCAUUAACGACAACUGUUGUUGGCGCUUGUAAGAAUCUAUUUGUCACCUAUCUUGGAAUGUUUAUCGGUGGUGAUUAUGUUUUUUCAUUGAUUAAUUUUAUUGGACUCAAUAUCAGUGCAAUUGGUAGUAUUGUUUAUUCUUGGAUAACAUUCACUUCGAAGUCUCCAUCAAAAGCUGCUAAUACUUCUGAGACAUCGGCUGUGAUACCAAAAAAAACAAAAGACGAAUGA